Molecule: messenger RNA, 751 nt
Organism: Lingula anatina
Lineage: Eukaryota; Metazoa; Brachiopoda; Lingulata; Lingulida; Lingulidae
Product: synaptojanin-2-binding protein
Biological process (GO): cell-cell adhesion; receptor localization to synapse; receptor clustering
Cellular component (GO): basolateral plasma membrane; cell junction
Molecular function (GO): protein kinase binding
Source: RefSeq, a predicted model, not a curated record
UUGAAGAGCGCAUCCUCCAUGUUAAAUUUAAUGUGCUGUUGUAGCCGGGGGAUUUUGUGCGUGUUGUAGAUUUGCAUGUAACUUGAACUCGUAGCAGCAAUGGAAUUACCGGUUGUUGAAAUUGAACUUGACAGAGGGAAGACGGGUCUAGGUUUUAACAUCAGAGGAGGCAGCGACAUUCCAUACAUUCAAGGUGAUUCUGGGAUAUUUGUGACUAAAAUACGAGAUGAUGGAGCUGCUGCUGCAGAUGGAAGGUUACAAGAAGGAGAUAAAAUCAUUGAAAUUAAUGGCUCCAAUGUUGAAUCAGUUACCCAUAAUGAUGCAGUAAAUUUGUUUUUAAAUGCUGGUGAAACGGUGAAGCUAAAAGUUAAACAAGGAGCUGAGCGCGCCAUACUGGACAGAAAAGCAAGAGCAGCAACGGAAAGAAGAAGAGGUACAACUCCAGAACAAACUAGUAUCAUUACUGUAAGCAGCGUACUCGUGAUUGCAGGGAUAGCUGUGGCAGGGUACUUCGCAUACAAAAAGUAUUUCAGGAGAUAACAUGAGCUAAAACUUAGAUGCCAUUAUAAGAUUAUGUUGUCCGUCAUCAUCUAUCAUAGAAAGCGUAUGGCUAUAGGUUAAUAAGAGAAGAUUCUAGUUAUCCCCAUAAAAAAGAUAUAGAUUGAAUUGCACUGUUUUGACAUCUGGGUUGUUUAUGCAAAGGAGGGUGACACUGGAUUGUGAGAUAUUAAAUUUUGUUCCAGGUUUUAGA